UUUAUAGGUUAAUUUUUUCACUUCAUGUGAAUAUUUUUAUUAAUUUUGAACAUUAAUAACAAUGGUUAGAAAAAGUAAACGAAUUGUAAAUGCAGAAAGUGCACCAAAAAACGCUACCGAAGAAAAACCGAAAGCUUCACAAAAGGAUUCACCAAAGGCAGCGCCAGUUCCAAAAGGAAGGCCAAAAUCCGGUAGAAUAUGGAAAGCAGAAAGGAAAAAGUUCAGUUCCAUAGUAAAGACUAAAGGCAUUCGUAGCUCGUUAGAGAAAAAACAGGUUCUACGAGAGAAGCUGAAGCACAUAAAAGAGUUGUCGAAUAGCCUGAAAACUGCGAGGAAUGAAGAAAAGGAACUGAAGAAAGAGCGCAGAAGGGAAAACUUAAAGAGGCAAGAAGAGAAUCGUUUAAAAUCCGAAGUGGUCCAAGUUAUUUCGAACACACAAAAAUUAAAGAGGGCUAAGAAAAAACAACUGAGGAAUAUAGUAAAAAGAGACACGACUGUUGUUUCGAAGUAAAUGACUCUAAAAUAUUUUUAAUUGUUCGGAUACAUUUUAUAAUAAGAUUUAUUAGAAAA
Messenger RNA from Phyllotreta striolata, 570 nucleotides. The record is from the annotation of a GenBank genome assembly. Lineage: Eukaryota; Metazoa; Arthropoda; Insecta; Coleoptera; Chrysomelidae.